UCUUGGUCCUAAGGAUGUAACACCUAUAGCACGUGAUAUGAAAAUUAUAUCCUCCUCUGCGCAUAAAUCUAUUGUUCGACAGAGCAACCAGCUAAGACCAAUGGCACAUUUAUUCCUCCUCCUACUACUGUUGCAACUUCCCCACUCAUGUACUAGAGCUCAAGAGAUUAUCAGCACAGGAUCCGCUCUGAAACCUGAAGGCCCAAACAGAUCAUGGCUUUCACCCUCUGGCAAUUUUGCCUUUGGUUUCAGAUCCCUGGAGACUAACUCCUCACUCUAUCUACUUGCCAUCUGGUUUGAACAGAUAGAAGAGAAGACUAUUGUUUGGUACACCAAUGGUAGCACACCAAUGUCAUCUGGUUCAAGCCUGCAAUUCACCCAUAACGAUGGCUCCCCCAUGUGGCAAAGUUUUACUACACCAGCAGACACCAUCCUACCAUCCCAAGAGUUGUCUAGCGGGACUCUCCUCCAAGCUAAGCUCAUGGACACCGAUUACUCAAAUGGUCGGUUCAUCCUCAGUCUUGAAACAGAUGGCAACCUGACUUUCUACACAGUUGCUGUUCCAACUGGAUUCAACUAUGAUGGUUAUUGGUCCACUAACACGAGCGGAAAUGGUGGGAAGCUGGUCUAUGAUGUGAAUGGCACAAUCUACUAUGCCUUGGAGAACAGCAUGCAACACCCUAUCAUUGUCAUCAUGCCAGCAGAGAUGGAUUCAAUGGAUCAGUUCUAUCACUGGGCAAAACUUGACCCAGAUGGUGUUCUUCGACAGUACAAGUAUCCAAAAAAAGUAGUAGUAAGCAGUGGGUUGCCUUCAGCGCAGACAGUAGUGCAAGCAGUGCCAGCAAAUAUCUGCUCCAUUAUGUAUUCAAAUUUUGGCAGUGGAGUGUGUGGAUACAACAGCUAUUGCACGUUCAACUGGAACCAGACAGAAACAGAAUGUGCUUGUGCACCAAACUAUUCCUUCUUUGAUCCAGAAAGAAAGUACAAAGGGUGCAAACCAGACUUUGCGUUGCAAAGCUGUGACUUGAGGGAGGCACAAGUACUAGAGCAGUUUCAAAUGAUUCCAAUGAAUAACAUUGAUUGGCCUCUUCGUGCCUACGAGCAGUACUUCCCCAUGAACAAGACUACUUGCCAAAACUUAUGCCUGACCGAUUGCUUCUGUGCUGCUGCGGUGUUUGAUCAGGAUGGACAUUGCUGGAAGAAGAAACUACCUCUGUCUAAUGGAAACCAAGGAAGUCAAGUUCAAAGGACAGUUUUCCUCAAGGUACCGAAGAAUAAUUAUCCACACCCUCUAGUUAAUAUUGAGGCUACAAGUAAAUGGAAAGCCAAUAGGAAGGACUGGAUACUUGGAGGGUCCAUCGCUAUAGGUAUCUCUGUCUUUUUGAACUUUCUCUUCAUUUCAGCACAUAUUCUCAGAUCAAGCUUUAAGAACCCCACGAAAAAGAACCAAAUACAAUCAUGGACCAGGGCAAUGACAAGAGAUUUUACUUAUAGAGAGCUUGAGGAGGCAACCAAUGGUUUCAAUGAGGAGGUGGGCAGGGGGGCUUCUGGUAUAGUCUAUAAGGGACACCUGCAUGACGAGUUUCGCACUGGCAUCGCAGUUAAGAAGAUUGAUAGGAUCCCCAGAGAGACGGAAAAGGAGUUCACAAUGGAAGUUGAAACAAUUGGGCAUACACUUCACAAGAAUUUAGUCCAGCUGCUGGGAUUUUGCUAUGAAAGAAAUGAAAGGCUACUGGUGUAUCCAUUCAUGCCCAAUGGCUCUCUUACUAAGUUCCUUUUCAGUGGCAUGAGGCCAUCAUGGGACCUCCGAGUUGAUAUUGCCCAUGGGAUUGCAAGAGGCCUGCUCUACUUGCAUGAGGAGUGUGGCAAGCAGAUCAUACACUGUGAUAUAAAGCCUGAGAACAUCCUUCUUGAUGACAACUUUAUAGCCAAGAUAUCAGACUUUGGCCUUGCGAAGCUCCUGAAAGCUGAGCAGACACAAACAAGCACUGGAAUCCGAGGUACCCGAGGAUACUUUGCUCCAGAGUGGUUCAAGAAUGUGGGUAUCUCUAGUAAAGUAGAUGUAUAUAGCUUUGGGAUAGUCCUUCUAGAGAUUGUAUGCUGCAGGCGGAACAUAGACCUGAAGGUUGCAGAUGAGGAGCAAGUUAUAUUGGCAUUCUGGGCAUAUGAUUGCUAUCGCUGUGCCCGCAUUGACUUGUUAGUUGAAGGUGAUGAGGAAGCAAUUAUUAAUAUGAAAAUGGUGGAAAGACUCACAAGAGUCGCUCUUUGGUGCAUACAGGAUGAACCAACGAUGCGCCCAACUAUGCUUAAGGUGACCAAGAUGCUUGAUGGGUCAACAGAGGCUCCCCAGCCUCCUAUUGGCAUUCCAGCCUUCAUAAGUUCACUUCUGUAAAAUGGCAUUUGUAAGAGCAAGCCAUACAUGUUUUAUUUUCUGUUUUGGAGUCAUCUUUAUUUUUUUGUGCUAUAGAAGGCUGAUGAUAUUGACUGCAUUACAUAGUAAUUGUACUGUUGUUCCGACUGACAAUAGGAAAGGGAGCUUUCCCUUCUGUUGGUCAUGAAAUAUGUACUGUUUCCUCCUUUCUACAAAGUGAAGGUCAUUGGGAAAUAAUGGUAGCUGCUACCCAAGAUAAUCAUAUAGUGCACUUAAUAGCUAGCUAUCCCAUGCUCCAUGAAUUCGUCUUACACUAUUUGUAAAAUAAAAGUAGACUAGCAGUGCGUUACAAGACAGUUGUAUUUCAAUGAAUUGUGUUGCAGUUGUAUUUCAAUGAAUUGUGUUGCAAAGUGGAUAAUA
Molecule: messenger RNA, 2791 nt
Organism: Panicum virgatum (switchgrass)
Lineage: Eukaryota; Viridiplantae; Streptophyta; Magnoliopsida; Poales; Poaceae
Product: G-type lectin S-receptor-like serine/threonine-protein kinase LECRK3
Exons: 2
Coding region: 38-2392 (784 amino acids)
Biological process (GO): protein phosphorylation
Molecular function (GO): protein serine/threonine kinase activity; ATP binding
Source: RefSeq, a predicted model, not a curated record